Molecule: messenger RNA, 2643 nt
Organism: Stylonychia lemnae
Lineage: Eukaryota; Ciliophora; Spirotrichea; Sporadotrichida; Oxytrichidae
Source: the annotation of a GenBank genome assembly
AUGAUGUUAUCAUCCAAACUAUUUAAGAUUUCUCAUAAUUUCAAUUCUUUGGGGGCUUCCACCUUCUACAGCCUUAAGUUCCAGCCCUUCGCCCGCUACAUGAACCGAGCUCAGACAAUGGCUCACGAGUACAAGUAUGACCCGACUUCCUUCAUGUACAAGCCCAAUCUGAUCUACAGUAUCGACCCUGCUCCUCACUACCCAGAGGCAGAUCCUAAUCCCAAGUAAAGAGAGACUCUCUUAAGAGAUCAGACAAAGCGCUAUUACGAACACAUAAGAGACAAUGCAGUUCAAAAGAAUAAGAUGUCAGAUAAUUUCAUGUACGGCAGACUAAACGCUCACGUGAGGCACGAAGAUCUCAAAGCUUAAAUUCAAUAAACUCAUGAUGGAGAGAAGAAGUUUUAAGAGAAGAAGCAGAGAAAAGCACUUAAGAGCAAGGAUGGAAUCACAUUUGAAAUGGUCGAGAUUGAAGAUACCUUCCAACUACCAUACGGUGUGGGUUAUGACCACUUUAUCAAGUAAAAGACUGAUCUAUUGAAUAAGCAGAAGAUCAAGAAUUACGAAGCGAUGAACGAGCUUGUCGAGAAGAUUGGCUACAUGGAUUACAGAGACGCUCUCGCUUGCAAUAAAUACAUUCUCGAGGCCAAGAGACACGGAGACUAUCAUCAGCAGGCAAGAGCCCAGAUACUCAAGAUUGCAAUGGUAAAGUUCAAUCAACAGCGCAAAGAGGAAAUCGAUAAAAUGGCUGCAUAGCACCCAGCUGCUGCAACUGACAAAGAAGAGGCCAAGUUCUAAACUAUCUUGAAUAUAGACCCGGACUUGGCGAGAGACUACAGAUUCAAGUACGAAGACAUUAAGGAGGAGAAAGAGUUUGAAGAGCAGGAGGCAGACCGUGUGUUUGAGCGCUACGACUACUAGUUCUAUAAUGAAUACAAGUCAGAUGUAAUACCUGCACCCCAAUUCGAAAUCAAGAACAUGAUUUAGAAAUCUGAUGAUGAUGUCCUGAGCUCUGACUACACGGAUUUGGAUGAACAGAUGAUCUAACGUAGGCUAAAGUACAUAUAAAUAAACAACUAAAAGUCAAUGAAAGACAUUAGAGAAAACCUGAUUGAACAGAAAAUGAACUUCUCUCAUAGAAAGCUAAAGGUUGAUGGUAAGCCUAUGAAAAACUUGGACAAGUUUGAGAUGUACCAGUACAGACAGUACUAGCAAAUUAAAGAGAGAGAAAAGAUAGACAUGAAGAUGGAGAGCUUGAAAGCUGAAAUGCUUUUGAAUAAGACUUUAAGUAAGAUCAAUCCUCAGGACAUCCUAAAUGAAAACGAUGCUUACUUCCCUGGAGAGAUAAUAGAGGACAAUUAGUUUGCUGUUAUCGACAGCAACUUGCCUCUUGAGUUCAGAAAGCUCUACAGUAUGAACCACCAGCAGUUGCAGAAUCUGAACAGAAUGGUCACUGAUUAGGAGUCAGGAGAGUUGGUAGAGGAUUACGAAAACAUAAUCAAGAAGUAUUACAGAGCUAAAGCAGAUCAUUACGUUAAUAAGAAAUUGGAGUUCUUGGUUCCAACGACUCUGCAAUUGCAUUACGAAGAAUAGGAGGCUGAACUUAAUGAUCAGGCAGUUAAUGGCCGAGCAUACUUUAUGUACAACAACAUGGACUUCUACAACGACAGAGACAAGGCGAGAGAGAAAUUCAUUUAAAAUGUUAACAGGAGAACAACUCUCCAAGAUAUCGGUAGAAUGCUAGAUAAGUUUAUCCUAGAUGACUAGGGAGGGACAGGAACCUUUCAUGACUACACGAAGGGCGAGGGCUUGAAGAAGGUUAACAAGGACUACACUAGCUUUGACUUCCACUGGACCAAGGGACUCUUUGAUACAUAUAAUGGUCUCUCACCAACGUUUGGUUUCGAUGACAGAGAUCCUGCUUAUGGGUUACCAGAAGGUGUAGGUACAGAGAUUAGAGAUAUUUUCAAAAGAGUAGAUUUUGAAGACGCUCAGAGAGACCACUCGUACUCAGCACUGACUAAGGAUGAAAGGGACGAGAUUACGCUGUUCAACUCUUUCAAGCAAGACCCCUACUUCAAGCACUACUUGAAGAACCAUUUGAGGCAGUACGCUGAAGAGUCAGACGACUUCUGGAUAAAUCAGCCAUUCGCACCAAGUCCAACCAUGAUAGACGACUUCGUCAAGUUCGACCGCAUUAAUCUCUAUGACUUCCGUAGAGCGCUCGCUUAGAAGGAGCGUGAAGCUAAGCUUGAUGUAAAGGGCCGUGCCUGGGGCUUCGGAAAGAGGAAGAGCAGUAGAGCUGUGGCCAGAGUCAAGCCUGGCAAGGGCACAAUUACCGUCAAUGGAGAGCCCAUUCUUAAUUACUUCCACUCUGCUUCUUAGAGAUACAGAAUCCUACUACCUCUCACUCUGACUAGAUACACUUGCAUUUUGGAUGUUGAUAUAUGGGUGCACGGAGGAGGUACUACAGGUUAAUGUGAAGCAUGCGUGCCUGCAAUCGCCAAGGCUCUGUAGAAUUACGACGUAAAGACUCGCUUGAUCUUGAAGUACUUCAAGCUGAUGCGCCACGACCCGAGAAACGUAGAGAGAAAGAAGUACGGUAGAAUAAAGGCCAGAAAGGGUCAGGUCUACAGAAGAAGAUGA